ACACAAUCAUCACAAUUUAACGUAUAUUAUGUUGCCAGAAGAAAAAUAUAUUCGGAAAGUGAUCCAAGGAUGCCUCGAACUAGGGGUGCAAGUCUCCGAAGAACUGGCAUCAGUAUUUUUUAAAUGCUGGCUGUUGAGUCCCAACGUGAAGAAUUUACAAAAACAGCCAUUAAAGAAUAUAAUGGACAAAAUUAUAGACCAAUGUAUUCAGCGUUUGUCUGUUCAAAAGGACCCAUCUAUAUUAUGCAUUAAAAUGCAAUUACUCAUAGAACACGACUAUAAAAACAGAGAAUUUAUUAUAAAUAAAGUUAAUGAAGAAAAUGAUCAAAAAAUUAGACCAUUGUUAAACGACAUUUUAGAUAACGUGGAUGACACUGGCAACACAAUGAGCACUUACUAUCAAAAAAUAAUACAGUACAUAAUUUUAUCCAACUAUAUGGGAGACCCGACUUCACCAAUACUCAUUCAGGAAAUUUCUGAUGCAUUACAUAACGUUUUAAAUCGAACAAAAUCAUCAGAAUUUGAAAACCAAUUACCAUCUUUAAAAAUAAACCAAUUGAAAGAAAUAUCAAACUUGGUAUGUGGCAUUUGGCUUUACAACAUGGAUCGUAAGGAUAAAAGAGAAGAAACUUUGGAUAUGAUAGAUACACUUCCUAAUGCUGUUGAGUUGCUUCUACAAAAUAUUGAACACGAGUUAAGAGAUAGUAUUAAGAAAGUGAUGAUGACGACUUCGUGGAUACUUCAAUGCUAUAAAGUGUACACUGACAUUUUAGCUCCAAUAUUUGUUAUACGGAUAAAUUUUGCAACUGUUACAAUAAAAAAACUGAACGAUUAUAAAACUGUACUGGUAUUUUAUCUACAGUAUAAGAAAAAUCUAGAAAUAAUCAAAGAAGAUUUAAGUAAAUUAAAAAUUGAAUUACCCACAUUACUCAUUAAAUUCAACAGAACAUUUAAAGAAAUAAAAAAACUACAAAAUACUAAUGACUUUGGCCAGGAUACAAUCUAUCCAGAGCUCAACAAUGCAACAGUUAUUUGGAGUGAAAUUAGAGGGAUUAUGAAUCAUCUGAGCAUUACAUGUAGUUUAAUAUCAUCCAUGAAACAGUUGACAAAUGAAGUAAUAAAUAUUAGCGAGGAUAUAGAUAAUACGUCAAUCAUGGACACGAUUCUAAUUGACAGUGAAGAACUGCUUACAAUUAUUGAAACAUAUCCAUUACAUCCCAUGUGUGAAUGGCAUCCACCUACCAGCGCAAAUAAUAAGCACUUAUUUGCAGAUGGAUAUUGUGUGGUUAUGAUAGUUGAAACCGAUGGAAUAUUAAUACAACAUGACAAAAGCAUAGGUGUAAUACAGUAUUCUGAUGAAUGGUUUGGCUUUGCAAGUAUUCAAGCAGCACUGCAUUUUGGUACUAAACCAACAUACUAUUUGAACCGCUUUUUAAAUUUAAUGAGGUCUAAACCACAUUUAUUAUCAAUUUUCCACUUAUACGAACAAAUGACAGAAAUGCAACACAAUUCCAAUGAACUGUAAGUAGCACAUUGCGUAACCUUCAUAGAAUGCAAAUUUAUAAUCUAUAUUUGUAUAGAAUGGGUGAAAAGAAUAAGUACAAGGAUGCACAAGUGCAAACAGCAAUUUAUCCACACGACAUAAGUGCAAUAAACAAAAACAUUCAUAUUAUAAAGGAAAUAAAAAAAUGUAAGAAAAAGAAAGUAAUUGACUCUAUCAAUAAAACAUCAAAAGUAGCAACUCAAAGUGCACAAACUAUAGAUGUCUACAAAUCAGUUCAAGUACAAACUAAAUUAUGUGAUGUUGGCAGUAACACUAUGAGUGAAAAAGCCACCAACACAAAUCAGUCAGUUUCUCAUACUUCCGUACGGUUCAAAAACAAGUUUUAUGCAGCUGUAGAGUAUGAUGAUGUUAACAGUUUAGGGUGCUUAACUACAAUAAGGUCCACUAACAAUUGUCUAACAAAAAUGAAAGACUGAAACAACAUCAUAGGCAUUAAAUUAUUAUUAUUCAAUUAUAAAUUAAUUAUAAUAAAAAUUAUGAUGUAGAUUAAUGUCUUAAAAUUAUUGUAAAAGUAUUCUAAAAACACAAAAAUGCUUGUUAUAAUUGUUUACAAAUACGUUUAUACAUUCAAACAUUUAUAGCUAGAUAUUUAUACCUAGCAAGUGUGCAAAGUAUGAAAAAAAGUUUAAAAAAAAAUAUAUUUCACUCAAAAAUGACAUCAACUUAAAUUGCAUGCCCACCAUUUUAAUUAAAAUUUUUUUUUUUAGGAAUGAAAAAUUAUAAUACUUGAGAAACAGUUUCUCAUUGAUAAAAAAAAAAAUUACCAUGAACUUCCACAAUUAUUGAA
This is a messenger RNA of Myzus persicae (green peach aphid), 2351 nucleotides long. RefSeq names its product cilia- and flagella-associated protein 206-like. The transcript is spliced from 10 exons. Lineage: Eukaryota; Metazoa; Arthropoda; Insecta; Hemiptera; Aphididae. Gene Ontology annotation, cellular component: ciliary basal body; axoneme. The record is from RefSeq and is a predicted model, not a curated record. Bases 29 to 1525 code for a protein of 498 amino acids. Gene Ontology annotation, biological process: regulation of cilium beat frequency.